UUGGUUUUGCUUUCUCUUUUUUUUUUUUUUUUUUGGGUUUGUUUUUUUUUUGUGAGGCUUCGUGUUAGGGAUCAGGACACUGAGCAUCUCAGUGUGGGUGGAUUAUCAGCCUGCCAAAGCCUUCUCUCAGGAGUGAAAGUGUGGAAAGACGCGAUCAGGACGGAGUAGAGGCUUUUCAAAGGGAAGCUUUGGGAAGCGCCGGACCUCGUAAAAGAAGAAGAAGAAGCAGAGUCGCAGAGUCGCCGCUGUCCCCAAUGAAGGAGCCGGACGCCAUCAAGCUCUUCAUCGGCCAGAUCCCUCGCAAUCUGGAGGAGAAGGACCUCAAGCCUAUCUUUGAGCAGUUUGGCAAGAUCUACGAGCUGACCGUGAUCAAGGACAAGUACACGGGCAUGCACAAAGGAUGUGCGUUCUUGACGUACUGUGCCAGAGAGUCCGCACUGAAAGCCCAAAAUGCGUUACACGAGCAGAAGACACUGCCAGGGAUGAACCGACCCAUUCAGGUGAAGCCAGCAGACAGCGAGGGCCGUGGAGACAGGAAGCUGUUUGUGGGUAUGCUGGGGAAGCAGCAGUCAGACGCCGAUGUGAGAAAGAUGUUUGAGCCGUUCGGCAGUAUAGAGGAGUGUACUGUGCUCAGAGGACCAGACGGAGCCAGCAAAGGUUGUGCAUUUGUGAAAUACCAGAGCAAUGCAGAGGCUCAAGCAGCCAUUAAUGCUCUUCAUGGCAGCCGCACUCUGCCGGGAGCCUCUUCCAGUCUGGUGGUGAAGUUUGCAGAUACGGAGAAGGAGCGAGGCAUCAGGCGCAUGCAGCAGGUUGCGUCUCAGCUGGGCGUCAUCAGCCCCAUGAGCCUCCAUCUGGGGGCCUACAACGCUUACACACAGGCCCUGGUCCAGCAGCAGGCGUUGGUAGCUCAAUCCGCCUAUCUGUCUCCCGUGGCAACAGUUGCCGCGGUGCAGAUGCAGCAGUUGGCUGCUCUUAACCCAAGCAGCAUCAUAGCGACACCCAUCGCGUCAAUCACCCCAUCCUCAGGUGCGAGCACUCCUCCAGCUAUCGCCGCCACACCAGUGCCUACUCUUCCUCCACCGAUUGCAGUCAACAGUUACCCGGCUGUGCCUGCGCCCCCCAGCGGGCAGUCAGCCUCUGAGACCCUGUACACCAACGGCGUCCACCAGUAUCAAGCUCAGAGUCCUGCUUUGGAUCCUCUUCAGCAGGCUUACACUGGCAUGCAGCAUUACACUGCCACAUAUCCUGCUGCUUAUGGUUUGGUUGGUCAGCCGUUCCCCCAUCAGCCCACGCUAGUAGCUCAGCAAACCCAACAGCCUCAGCAGCUGCAGCAGCGAGAAGGUCCAGAGGGAUGUAAUAUCUUCAUCUAUCACCUGCCACAGGAGUUCACCGACUCUGAGAUGCUACAAAUGUUUCUGCCGUUCGGCAACGUCAUCUCAGCCAAGGUUUUCGUCGACCGCGCAACCAAUCAGAGCAAAUGCUUCGGUUUUGUAAGCUUUGACAACCCCGCCAGCGCUCAGACUGCCAUCCAGGCCAUGAAUGGAUUUCAGAUUGGCAUGAAAAGACUGAAAGUGCAGCUGAAAAGGCCCAAAGAUGCCAACCGCCCAUACUAACAUGGCCAGGUAAAAAAAAAAAAAAAAAAAAGAAGACUGAAGAAGUUGGUUUGGAGAAAAAAAAUAUUUUCCUCAGCUGUAAAUUAAUUAUGGGACCAACUGCUCAUUUUAAAUACCUGAUACAAAGAACACUGAAACAAAUAUAUACAUUUAACAGAUUAACACUAACCCGCUGCACAAGACUUGGGUUAAUAAUAUACAUUUACAGCCUCGUCAGUAUACAGCAUAUGACCAAUAACUGUUUAUAGGCACAUCCUUGUACAGCUAAUAACCGGCUCAACACUAUUCCUGCAAUGCCACACUCGUUCAUGCACACUAUUUAAAAGUGUGUGUGUGUGUGUGUUUGGGAGUUUGGAGGGAAGGCUUUCAAAAGCUCCAUCUGGCCUUGAACUGAAACUGCACAUAAAAUGGGACCAACAUCAUUGUGUAACAGCUGCACAGCAAGGCAUUUUUCUUUUUCUUUCUUUUUUUUUUUUGCUGGUUUGUGCUUACUGCACACUAUGGGGAUCUACUCAGCACCAGUUAUGUGUAUAUAGAAAUUUAUUUGGGCUACGUGAAGGCAUAUCAGUGGGGAGGGAAGGAGGGAGGGGAGGUGAGGUAGGGUAAUUCGGGUGGGUUUUUUUCGGGUGGGUUAUUUAAGCUCAAAACGCAGAGCAUCAUGGGUAUGUUAGCUAGGGAAGAAGGACAGAAAAUGACUGAAUAUUUGUCCAUCAUGGUCAAGCUGUAGUUAGAUUUUACAUUUCCAGAUAUGUUUAGGAUGAUUUGAUGGGAAAAUGUAAUGAGCAAAUAGAGUGGAAAAGCAUUUUAAAAAUUUAUUUGUAUUUCAUUGUAUAUAUCAUGGUUUGAAAAUUGAGGUUAAGAUUAUUAUUAUUAUUAUUAUUAUUAUUAUUAUUAUUAUUAUUAUUAUUGUCCUUCUAUCUAAUUUUUCUAAUCUUUUUUCCCAACAAUUAAUUAACUUAUUGAUUUCCUGAUUUUUUUUUUUUUUUAAUUAUUAUUAUUUAUGAAACUUUUAUGAAGGUUCACUGGCACAUGUGUGUAGGAGUUAAAUUAUUUUUAGAUCUUUUAUUUACAGAAUUACAAUUGAGGAACAAUCAUUAAUAUUUAUUUAUUUUCUUCAGCCAUUGUUUCCUAACCUGUCAAUUACAAGAAAAAAAAAAAUAAAAGUUUUAAAUAACUGGUUGUGUCUCUGAUUUUUGACAGAUUUUGGACAUAGUGUGUGUGCAACGGUAUGAUGUCUCCCCUCAGGGAAUUCUUACAUGAGCAUAUUUAAUAAUUUAUUGCAUUUUUGUUAUGCUUUUACACGCAUUAUUACCACCGUGCUGUGUAGUGAAAGGCAGGUUUUUGAAAAGAUUGAAUAUCUUGAAUGUUUGGAAAUGAGGCACUGUGUUAUCUUCAUAUUGAUGUAAAUAAUGAUUCCGGUUGUUAACACAGAGUUUUUCGUAUGCUAAUGGUCGUGCAGUGUGCAGGCUGAAACACGUCUCUCCCUCAUCACACAAGACCCUCACUAUUUCUCAAGAACUGUACAAGCUGAUGUAGAGAUAAAACAUGAAACCUACAUCAAAUCACUUACAUGCUGCCACACAGCAUCCAGCUGAUUUAUUCAUUUUAGUUCAAAUUAAAGAUUGCUGAGUGUAAUUUCCUGCUUGGACUUUAACUAGUAAGAAAGUAAGAAAGUAUUCAUACCCCUUCACUUUUUUUUGCACACUUUAUUGUGUUGUAUAUGUAAUUUAAAAUGGAUUAAUGGAUGUUAAUCUACACACUAACCCAUAAUCACCAAGCAGAAAAAAGUUUUUAGAAAUUGUUGCUAAUUUAUUAAAAAUCAGAAAUGUGCACUUUUCGUCAGUAUAGUAAUGCAAUGUUCAGCAGUGCAGCAUCGCAGUUUCAGCAUUCAGAAAAAGUAGCUACACAUAUAGCUACGAGAUCUGUGGACUUUCUUUAAAAAGACAACAAACAAGCAGAAUAAUCAGUGAAACAUGUCUGGUGUACAUUUAAAUAUUUAAUU
Messenger RNA from Pangasianodon hypophthalmus (striped catfish), 3615 nucleotides. RefSeq names its product cugbp, Elav-like family member 3a (gene celf3a). Bases 255 to 1613 code for a protein of 452 amino acids. Gene Ontology annotation, cellular component: nucleus; ribonucleoprotein complex; cytoplasm. Gene Ontology annotation, molecular function: mRNA binding. Gene Ontology annotation, biological process: regulation of alternative mRNA splicing, via spliceosome; mRNA splice site recognition. The transcript is spliced from 14 exons. Lineage: Eukaryota; Metazoa; Chordata; Actinopteri; Siluriformes; Pangasiidae. The record is from RefSeq and is a predicted model, not a curated record.